Brassicogethes aeneus is the source of this 531-nucleotide messenger RNA. Lineage: Eukaryota; Metazoa; Arthropoda; Insecta; Coleoptera; Nitidulidae. The record is from the annotation of a GenBank genome assembly.
AUGGCUCUUCAACCAUCCGAGGCGAAUAAGCUAAUAUCUAGUUACUCACCAGAUGAAGCACUGGCUUUGAUGGUUGAUUUAAAAUUAACAAAACAUCAAUACAUUGCAAUGCAAAAGGGUGCAAAUAAAAGAAAUGUCAAUCUCUAUCCCCCGUAUUAUUUGGUGCUUCAAUCCAAAGUUAAGUGUUAUCCCAAUGAGAUAGUCAUCUUGGAAAAUUCAGCCGAAAUUAGGUUGCAAAAAUUAUUUUGGUUUGAAAUCUUAGAACAUAAACCUGCAAUUUCUUCUUUAUUACUACAAUUGGAGUGUAAAGGGGGCUUAGAUGGUAGUGGCAGUCAUUCAAUGUACAAGCAAAAAUUAUUCAGUGAAAAUUUUAACACCAAUGAUGCAGACAUUCUUUUAAGUUCAUUGGUACCUUUGCGACUGCACUUUAAAAAUAAAGAUAACGACCAAACCGUGGUCGUCUGGCAGAACCCAGGUGCUCAUCUACAAGAUUUUGCAGGCCCAUUCGUUUUAAAUUCUGCAACGAGAUAG